Pristis pectinata (smalltooth sawfish) is the source of this 1429-nucleotide messenger RNA. Its product is annotated as diacylglycerol O-acyltransferase 1-like. Gene Ontology annotation, cellular component: endoplasmic reticulum membrane. The coding region runs from base 2 to 1429 and encodes 475 amino acids. Gene Ontology annotation, biological process: triglyceride biosynthetic process. Gene Ontology annotation, molecular function: diacylglycerol O-acyltransferase activity. The record is from RefSeq and is a predicted model, not a curated record. NCBI's taxonomy places the organism in Eukaryota, Metazoa, Chordata, Chondrichthyes, Rhinopristiformes, Pristidae. The transcript has 16 exons.
CAUGGAGGACGCGGACAAGGGAACGGCGAUCCCCGGCGUAUCGCCGAAGACCAAGAGGAAGAACACGCAAAAGUUCUCAAGCGUUAAGAUCAAGCCCCAGACGACGGAGCGGUCAAAGUUCUAUGAGGACCUGGUGGAGGAGAUGCGCAGGAAGAUGUGUUGCCACAAGACACGAGAAUCUCUGCUUAGUUCCUCCAGUGGAUUUCUUAACUACCGUGGAAUUUUGAAUUGGGCUGUGGUUGUACUGAUUUUGACACAUACACAUAUGGUUUUUGAAAAUUUGAUCACGUACGGAAUCCUUGUGGAUCCAGUUCAGAUUAUUGCAUUUGCUUUGAGUGACCCCAACACUUGGCCGGGUUCAUAUCUGAUUAUUGUAUCAAAUAUAUUUAUCCUCAUUGCUCUUCAUACAGAAAGAUCUCUGUCAGCACUUGCAAUGAGUGAAAAAAUGGGAUAUACUAUCCAGAUGAUCAAUCUUGGAGCAGUUUUAUUUAUACCACUAUUUGUGCUUAAAGUAUUGACAACAUCUACUGCAGUUGGAUCAGCAAUGGUACUAACAGUGCACAGCAUUAUUUUCAUGAAGUUGUACUCGUACCAUGAGGUGAAUAGGUGGCUUCGUGAAGAAUGGGCACCUUUAGGUCUAAAGUCAGCCAUGAAACAACCAGGCAUUACAUCAUGUGUAUUUGGAAAUGGUGAAAAUAACGGUAAUAGGAACAAUGUAGAUGAAGUAAUUACUUAUCCAGACAACCUGACAGUGAGAGAUCUUUACUAUUUUUUGUUGGCACCAACCCUCUGUUACCAGAUGAAUUUCCCAAGAUCUGCAAAAAUACGGAUACGAUUCCUUCUGAGACGUCUAUUUGAAAUGUGGGUUUUACCAGUGACUCGAAAUUCAAUGUUGCCUUUUGUUGAGAUGAAGCUAACUAUAAUAAUUCACCAGCUGCUGCUGAUUGCGAUACCAAAUCACUUCAUGUGGCUCAUAUUUUUCCAUGGGUUCUUUCAUUCAACUUUGAACUUUGUUGCUGAGCUGAUGAGGUUUGGAGAUCGGAGAUUUUAUCGGGACUGGUGGAAUUCAGAGACUCUCACUUACUUCUGGUCAAAUUCAAAUAUUAUUUUUCACAAGUGGUGCAUGAGACAUGUUUAUAGACCACUUGUUGAGAAGGGUUAUUCAAAAUGGGAAGGACAAGCCUCAGUAUUCAUAUUAUCAGCAUUAUACCAUGAGUACCUGCUUGCAGCACCACUUCACAUGAUCCGUUUCUGGCUGUUUCUAGGGAUGAUGUUCCAGGUUCCCACUGCAUGGAUUCUAAGUAAAUAUUUAAGAGGACUCUAUGGAAAUGCAAUUGUGUGGAUUUGCAUUAUUUUAGGCCCUCCUUUGAUAGUGCAUAUGUACAUUCACGAUUACUAUGUGUUUCAAGAACGAAAAGCAAAUGUAUAA